This is a messenger RNA of Fukomys damarensis (Damara mole-rat), 2130 nucleotides long. It is a transcript of the gene Stbd1, whose product is annotated as starch binding domain 1. Gene Ontology annotation, molecular function: starch binding. The record is from RefSeq and is a predicted model, not a curated record. Gene Ontology annotation, cellular component: membrane. The transcript has 2 exons. Bases 133 to 975 code for a protein of 280 amino acids. NCBI's taxonomy places the organism in Eukaryota, Metazoa, Chordata, Mammalia, Rodentia, Bathyergidae.
UGGUCUAGCACCCCAGGCUGCGGCUGCCGGAGAGCUGGGAGCGAGGGCGCGGAAGAGGAGCGGUUCUUCGCCGACGAUCCGCACUCCCGACCCUACCCGACCCGACGCGGGGCGGGCGGGUGUGUCCGCGCCAUGGGCGCAGUCUGGUCCGCCCUACUGGUCGGCGGGGGGCUGGCGGGGGCUCUGCUGGUGUGGCUGCUGCGGGGCGGCCCGGGCGACGCAGGCAAGGACGCCCCUCCCGGGGAGGCCGCGGACGCGAGAGGCGCCCCAGAGCAUCUUCAAGAAAGCAAUGGACAUUUGAUCUCUGAGACCAAAGCAAAAGAAGCUUUAGGAAAUGAAAGCCUGGAGUCUUGUGUGGAAGAAUGGAGAUUGCAAAAACAAGAGACCCCUGCUAAAGCGGCCCCAUGUUUUACAGAGAAGCUGCCAUCUAACAGCUUGCACGGCAACAGAGCUAAGACAGGGGGCCAGGCACGGUUAGAGGCUGAGGCUGCAGCCAGCCCUGAGGACUGGGAAAUGGUGUCUAGGCACUUGUCCUGGGGAGAUGUGAGCUUGGGUGGCAAUCUUGAGGCUUCUGGGUUAAGCCUAAGCCAGGAAAUGGACAACAAGAGCAAUCUUGUGGAAGCAAGAGUCUGGGAAGCAGAUGGGAAAAGAAAAAGUGCAGCUGCAGCAUCUUCAGAGUCUGAGCAAGUUAGCGUCAGGUUUCAGGUGCAUUACCUCACAAGCACGGAUGUGCAGUUCAUUGCAGUAACUGGAGACCACGAGAAUCUGGGCAGGUGGAACACUUACAUCCCACUCCACCAUCACAAGGACGGGCUGUGGUCUCAUUCUGUCUUGCUGCCGGCGGAUACGGUGGUGGAGUGGAAGUUUGUGCUGGUGGAGAAUGGGGGAGUUACACGCUGGGAAGAAGGCAGCAAUAGACUCCUGGCAACGGGCCACGAGGAUAAGGUGAUUCACGGGUGGUGGGGCAUUCAUUAACGGUCUGCAGAGUACUGGAGAGGCUGCAGUAGACGGUGGAAGAGUCCAAGGCUGUGGAGCACGCUGAAUAAUUUAAAAUAAAGGCAGCAUGAUUCUGAAUUUAGCCAUCAGAACUGCUGCAAAUUCUCUAGUGGUUUUUGUGUAACGUGCAGAGAUGUCUGUAUGCAGGUAGUACUUCCAGUGGCCUCGGACUUCUUCCCUGUGGUGCUGGUUGACAGACUUGUGCUUGUGCAUCAUUACUCCGGGGUGUAGGCCUAUUGAGGAGUGAUUUGUCUGAACUUCAGGUGUGAAAUCUGGCCAAGAAGCACACUAACUAACUAGUUACACAGGUUCAAGCUGGAGCCUGUAGGAGCUCCUUAGUCUAAGGGAGUAGCACGAGCCUCAUUAGAAACAGCUGAGGACUGUUUUGAAGCUGAUGAAAUAAAAACGCUGGGCCUGGUGGUGCACACCUGUCAGCCCAGCUACUCUGGAGGCUGUGAUGGGAAGAUCUUGUUCCAGGGCAGCCUGGACAGUUCAUUGAGAAUCCCCCCAAUCUCUCCCCUACACCUGCCCCCCCAAAAAAAACAGCUGAAAAAGUAAUCUUUCUUGCAUGCACAUUUCACAUUUUAAAAUGUGAGCCCCAUAUGGAAUCAUAUGGGUGAGAAAAUACUGGGUCACUAGAUGUGAUUGGUGAGGAUAUGAACUAAAGCUCUAAGACUCCCAGUGGUUUUUGUCUGGUUUUACCUGUCAGCUAUGGGUCUGAGGGGAGCAAGUAUGUUCUUGUUGGUAUAGAAACAAGGAGCCUAAUCAGAGUUGGUCACCCAGGAAGCCAGCGUGGGAGCAGCCAGAGAGAAGGGGGACACAAAUGGGGGUGGGGGUGAGCCGAGCGAGGUGGCCUGAAAGCCGCCUCCUAGAAACCAGGACGUGUAGGUGCAGCCUGGCUCCAGGGGGAUGCACCCAUCGUUACCCCAGAGCCCUCGAGGGUGUCUGUCACCACCCACCCCUCCACCAGGUCGACACACAUGCACACAGGUACUACAAAAGCUGUUUGCUUCCGUCACCCUCUUUCCUCUCCUUUCAUACCUGUGGCUUUCAUGGGUGACAAAUUUGUACAGGACAGUGAUAUAGAGCCCUCUCUUUGCUCUGAGAAGAAACACUUAGCUUUAUAUAAAUGAA